This is a messenger RNA of Coprinopsis cinerea okayama7#130, 1542 nucleotides long. Its product is annotated as cysteine desulfurase NFS1. The record is from RefSeq and is a predicted model, not a curated record. The transcript has 9 exons. The coding region runs from base 9 to 1442 and encodes 477 amino acids. Lineage: Eukaryota; Fungi; Basidiomycota; Agaricomycetes; Agaricales; Psathyrellaceae. Gene Ontology annotation, cellular component: cytosol; nucleus; mitochondrion. Gene Ontology annotation, molecular function: cysteine desulfurase activity; pyridoxal phosphate binding. Gene Ontology annotation, biological process: [2Fe-2S] cluster assembly.
GAACGACCAUGUUGGCAAGAGUAUCGCGAACGCUACCUCGACGAGUAACUGCAAAACCGGCAGUCUGGAAGACAUGCAGGUCAUUUGUUCAACCAUCUGGAGCCGACAGGGCUAGCGUUAUGGACGUACCGUCUUCGUAUCAGGAGGACAACCACCUAACUCCUCGACCAGAUAUGCUCGGCUUCAAAUUGGAAGCACCGAGGCGUGAAGGCUCAGUGAAUGAAAAAGUCCGACCUAUCUAUCUCGAUAUGCAGGCGACUACUCCCGUAGACCCAAGAGUUCUGGAUGCCAUGCUACCCUAUCUCACAGACCAGUAUGGAAACCCCCACAGCAGGACUCAUGCUUAUGGUUGGGAAGCUGAACAGGGUGUUGACGAAGCUCGCAAGCACAUGGCCGAUAUCAUUGGUGCAGAUAUGAAAGACAUUAUUUUCACUUCUGGUGCUACCGAAUCCAACAACCUGGCCAUCAAAGGUGUCGCUCGUUUCCACAAGGAGAAGAAAAAGCAUAUCAUCACGACUCAGACAGAACACAAAUGUGUACUGGACUCAUGUCGGAACCUCGGCGAGGAGGGUUUCGAUAUUACCUACUUGCCAGUGCAGCGAAACGGAGUUAUCUCGCUCGAGGAACUCGAGAAUGCCAUUCGGCCGGACACCUCGCUCGUCUCCAUCAUGGCCGUCAACAACGAAACUGGUGUCAUUCAACCUCUGAAGGAAAUCGGCGCCAUUGUGAGGAAGUACCGAGGCGUGUACUUCCACACCGACGCUGCCCAAGCCGUCGGCAAAAUUCCGUUGGACGUCAACGAGAUGAAUAUCGAUUUGAUGAGCAUCUCUGGCCACAAAAUGUACGGUCCAAAGGGUGUUGGAGCCGCCUAUAUCAGACGGCGACCCAGAGUUCGCCUGGAGCCUAUAUUCAGUGGAGGUGGUCAGGAGCGAGGUCUAAGAAGCGGUACGCUGCCAGCGUCCUUGGUUAUUGGUCUUGGAGAAGCUGCCAGAAUUGCCAAACUUGAGAUGGAGCGCGACCAUGCCCGGGUCAAGGAACUGUCAGAUCGCCUUCUGAAUUCCAUCUACUCUCGCGUUGAACAUGUUGUGAGAAACGGCGAUGUUAAUGGCUAUCCUGGCUGCGUCAAUCUCAGCUUCUCAUACGUUGAAGGCGAAAGUCUUUUGAUGGCCCUCAAGGAAAUCGCGCUCUCGUCCGGAAGUGCAUGUACCUCUGCAUCGCUGGAGCCUUCUUAUGUGCUGAGAGCACUUGGUGCGGCGGAGGACAUGGCCCACUCGUCACUUCGAUUCGGAAUUGGCAGGUUUACCACGGAGGCGGAGAUCGAUUUCGUGGUCGAAAAGAUUGUGGCGACGGUGGAGAGAUUGCGGGAUAUGAGUCCACUAUGGGAGAUGGUGCAAGAGGGUAUCGACAUCAACUCCAUUGAUUGGUCACAGUCGCAGCACUAAUCCCAAACAGUCGUAUGCGUAUCACUUCUUUGUAUCUAUUCUAGUCUCGUCGAUAGUCACUAUCUUAAUUACUUCUCCAGUUGGCGAUGCCGAUUGCGCC